Messenger RNA from Penicillium oxalicum, 189 nucleotides. RefSeq lists its product as uncharacterized. The coding region runs from base 1 to 189 and encodes 62 amino acids. NCBI's taxonomy places the organism in Eukaryota, Fungi, Ascomycota, Eurotiomycetes, Eurotiales, Aspergillaceae. The transcript has a single exon. The record is from RefSeq and is a predicted model, not a curated record.
AUGCCGCAGCCCGUCCCUGCCCGUCCGGGCGGUGGUCGGAAUCUCUGCGUGCGGACCGGCGCUGAGGAGCCUAGAGGGGGCAAUUGGAUGGCCGCUCGUGUCCCCCCGGUACGCCGGGGGAUGCCACGCCGGUCGGGCGCCUUCGUGCGCCCCAGCCGUUUAACGAAAUCCUGCCCCUCCGGGGGUUAG